Messenger RNA from Folsomia candida, 1391 nucleotides. RefSeq names its product torso-like protein (gene tsl). Lineage: Eukaryota; Metazoa; Arthropoda; Collembola; Entomobryomorpha; Isotomidae. The coding region runs from base 171 to 1241 and encodes 356 amino acids. The transcript has 4 exons. The record is from RefSeq and is a predicted model, not a curated record.
UAAGUGAUCAGCAGUUCUCGACUGGCAAGCCAACUAGCAAGACGUUGUUCUGUACCAGUGCUGUGUGGGUCCACUCCUCGUACGGCUACGAUAGAUUCCAGAAAUCCUCCAGUCAAUAUACCAGCUUGGAUUAUGCAAACAGGAUUUGCAUCAUUUAGUUUCUUUGAUAGAUGAAUUUGCAUUCGGUCAUGGUGAUGACGACACUGUUCCUCUGCGGGGAGGGCAAUGGUGCCAGUAGCAGUUACCCCAUCGAGGGUGGGCCGUCAAGUCACCCUGUGAUCCCGGGUGCCGUGAUGCACCUGUUCCCACGCUACGGUUACCUCAGCCUCAGUAUGAGAGUGGUACCCAGAAACGAUACACAAAAUUGGAUUUUCCUGGAACCUUCCAAAGAAGUGUUUCUCCCCUCCACUGUUCGCAUUCAGCAACAGUCUUUCACGUCCAAUGACAACAGUCUUCCCCUCCACAACGAGUUCCAUAUCGAUCUCUGUGAAGAUGUUCAGCAACUUGUGCAAGCCUAUUUCCGGAGGUUCAACAUUGAAGCUUUGGAUAAACCAUGGCAUGCGUUUGCAGGUGGUUGGAGGACGCCGAGUUUGGCGAAAUAUUUUGGAUUGGAUCCCGUCUUCGUCCAAGGGGACUAUCGUUACAUGCUGGUCCGAGUACUGAUGGUUCGAAGUGCAGGAAGAGCCGAUCCUAUGCCAAACUCCACCGUGAUGCCCAACUUUGCAAACAAUUUGCACUCUUUUCGUGUCAAAGAUUAUGUUUCCUCUUUCAACUUUUUCAACGAUGUGGGGACUCACUACAUUAGCUCCUACCUUACGGGAAAUUCCAUUUAUCAGGUUUUCGUCUACGAUAACCAAGGAUUUGAGGCUGUGAAACGGAGACUGAGCGAGACUGGCUGGGUGCGGUCAUCCUACAUGGCGCAACUGCCUUACCUUCUGCCCCUGUGGGUCAAGCACAUGGGGAAGGUCAUGGUCCUUAAUGGGAAGCAACAAACGGUGCAAAGCAUACGAGAAGCACUCACAAUCCGCUUCCUAUUUUCCGUCUAUCCCAACAUUUUCAAAAUGCAUGACAAUGCAGAGUUGGUACGCAAGGUGGAAAAGUACCUCAAACAUGAGCCGGAUGGCCUCUUGGGCCUGGAACUGAAAACCCUGGACGUCAUAUUCAAAGACCAGGCCAAGAGAAAGUGGUUUGAUGAAACACUUCAGCAAACACUGCAGUUGUGGGAAGUCAACUUGAGAUGAUUGUGAACAAGUUUAGUCAACCAAAGCAAAAGUAUUGUCUUCCAACGACAUUAAAUAAAGCCAACUAAUUAAUAAUAAUUGUUAGGUACAGUAUGUAGGUUAUUAUUGCUAAAAACAUUAAAUAAAUUGUAUGUCGUUCCUGAAAAUGAA